Molecule: messenger RNA, 6242 nt
Organism: Mastomys coucha (southern multimammate mouse)
Lineage: Eukaryota; Metazoa; Chordata; Mammalia; Rodentia; Muridae
Gene: Ptprk
Product: protein tyrosine phosphatase receptor type K
Exons: 34
Coding region: 407-4822 (1471 amino acids)
Biological process (GO): protein dephosphorylation
Cellular component (GO): membrane
Molecular function (GO): protein binding; protein tyrosine phosphatase activity
Source: RefSeq, a predicted model, not a curated record
AGGGCGCGGGGCGCGCAGCCGGGCUGGCGCGCGUCUCCCUGGCAGGAGGCGGCAGUGGCGGCGGCGCGCACCGGAGCCAGCAUUCCUCCGAAGCCUCCGGAGCCCGCGGGGCGACGUCACCCCAGGCUCCGCCCCCGUCCCUCCCGGAGCAAAGUAACUCUGGACUACCCUGAGCAGCCUCUGCCUAGCAUGGAGAGCAGCGGCCGCGGCUGGCUGGCGACGCUGGAGACGCUUUCGCCCGCGAGGUAGUUGGCCAACGUUGCGCAAGGACGAAAGUGUUGGCGGGUGGCCGCGGCGUCCCCGCGAGCCCCCCACGAGGCCGGACGGACGUCUGGCUGACGGAUUUCGCCGCGUUUUCCCCCGGAGGCUCUUUGCAAAGCUGCCUGAAACUUCUCCCAAACUCGCCAUGGAUGUGGUGGCGGCGGCGCUGCCUGCUUUUGUAGCGCUCUGGCUCCUGUCCCCGUGGCCUCUCCUGGGGUCCGUCCAUGGCCAGUUCUCAGCAGGUGGCUGUACUUUUGAUGAUGGGCCAGCGGCCUGUGACUACCACCAGGAUUUAUAUGAUGACUUUGAGUGGGUCCAUGUCAGUGCACAGGAACCCCAUUACCUGCCCCCUGAAAUGCCUCAAGGUUCCUAUAUGGUUGUGGAUGCCUCAAAUCAUGAUCCUGGAGAAAAAGCCCGACUUCAGCUGCCUACCAUGAAGGAGAAUGACACCCACUGCAUUGAUUUCAGUUACCUGUUAUAUAGCCAGAAGGGGCUGAGCCCUGGCACUUUGAAUAUACUAGUUAGGGUGAAUAAAGGACCUCUUGCUAAUCCAAUUUGGAAUGUGACUGGAUUCACUGGUCGGGACUGGCUCCGGGCUGAGCUAGCUGUGAGCACCUUUUGGCCCAAUGAAUACCAGGUAAUAUUUGAAGCUGAAGUCUCAGGAGGGAGAAGUGGUUAUAUUGCCAUUGAUGACAUCCAAGUCCUGAGUUAUCCUUGCGAUAAAUCUCCUCAUUUCCUCCGCCUUGGUGAUGUGGAGGUCAAUGCAGGGCAGAAUGCUACAUUUCAGUGCAUCGCUACAGGGAGAGACGCUGUGCAUAACAAGUUAUGGCUGCAGAGACGCAAUGGAGAAGACAUACCCGUGGCCCAGACUAAGAAUAUAAAUCACAGAAGAUUUGCUGCCUCUUUCAGAUUGCAAGAAGUGACAAAAACUGACCAGGAUUUGUACCGCUGUGUAACUCAGUCAGAAAGAGGUUCUGGGGUUUCCAAUUUUGCUCAACUCAUUGUGAGAGAACCGCCUAGACCCAUUGCUCCUCCUCAGCUGCUUGGUGUUGGCCCUACUUACUUGCUGAUCCAACUAAAUGCGAAUUCUAUUAUUGGCGAUGGCCCCAUCAUCCUGAAAGAAGUAGAGUAUCGAAUGACGUCAGGAUCUUGGACAGAAACUCAUGCAGUCAAUGCACCAACAUAUAAGUUAUGGCAUUUAGAUCCAGAUACAGAAUACGAGAUCCGUGUCCUGCUUACCAGACCUGGUGAAGGGGGAACUGGGCUCCCAGGACCACCACUGAUCACUAGAACGAAGUGUGCAGAACCUAUGCGGACGCCAAAGACUUUAAAGAUUGCUGAAAUCCAGGCAAGGCGCAUCGCAGUGGACUGGGAGUCCUUGGGCUACAACAUCACUCGCUGCCACACUUUCAACGUGACUAUCUGCUACCAUUACUUCCGUGGCCACAAUGAGAGCAGGGCAGACUGUUUGGACAUGGACCCCAAAGCCCCUCAGCACAUUGUGAACCAUCUGCCACCUUACACAAAUGUUAGCCUCAAAAUGAUCCUAACCAACCCAGAGGGCAGGAAGGAGAGCGAGGAAACAAUCAUACAAACUGAUGAAGAUGUGCCCGGGCCUGUGCCAGUCAAAUCCCUCCAAGGAACAUCCUUUGAAAACAAGAUCUUCCUGAACUGGAAAGAGCCAUUGGAACCAAAUGGAAUUAUCACUCAGUAUGAGGUGAGCUAUACCAGCAUAAGAUCAUUUGACCCUGCUGUUCCAGUGGCUGGGCCACCGCAGACUGUAUCAAAUUUAUGGAAUAGUACACAUCAUGUAUUUAUGCAUCUUCACCCUGGAACCACCUACCAGUUUUUCAUAAGAGCCAGCACUGUCAAAGGCUUUGGGCCAGCCACAGCCAUCAAUGUGACCACAAAUAUCUCAGCUCCAAGCUUACCUGACUAUGAAGGAAUUGAUGCCUCUCUGAAUGAAACCGCCACUACCAUCACUGUGCUAUUGAGACCAGCACAAGCCAAGGGUGCUCCUAUCAGUGCUUAUCAAAUUGUUGUGGAGCAGCUACACCCACAUCGAACCAAGCGAGAAGCAGGAGCCAUGGAAUGCUACCAGGUUCCGGUUACAUACCAGAACGCCCUGAGUGGGGGCGCACCCUAUUACUUUGCUGCAGAACUUCCCCCUGGGAAUCUUCCCGAGCCUGCUCCCUUCACCGUGGGUGACAACCGGACCUAUAAAGGCUUUUGGAACCCUCCCCUGGCUCCCCGCAAAGGAUACAACAUCUAUUUCCAAGCCAUGAGCAGUGUGGAGAAGGAAACUAAAACCCAAUGUGUACGAAUUGCUACCAAAGCAGCAGCAACAGAAGAACCAGAAGUGAUCCCAGACCCGGCAAAGCAGACAGACAGAGUGGUGAAAAUCGCAGGCAUCAGUGCUGGCAUCCUAGUGUUCAUCCUUCUCCUCCUGGUAGUCAUAGUAAUUGUGAAAAAGAGGAGGAGCUACUAUUCUUACUCCUACUACCUCAAGCUUGCUAAGAAGCGCAAAGAUGCAAUGGGGAACACACGUCAGGAGAUGACCCACAUGGUGAACGCUAUGGACCGGAGCUAUGCUGAUCAGAGUACCCUGCAUGCAGAAGACCCCCUUUCCCUCACCUUCAUGGACCAACAUAACUUCAGUCCAAGAUUGCCCAAUGAUCCACUUGUGCCGACUGCUGUGUUAGUCCCUAUAACCGAUGAGAACCACAGUGCCACAGCAGAGUCUAGCCGUCUCCUGGAUGUUCCUCGAUACCUCUGUGAAGGGACAGAGUCCCCUUACCAAACAGGACAGCUGCACCCAGCCAUCAGGGUGGCGGACUUACUGCAGCACAUUAACCUGAUGAAGACAUCAGACAGCUAUGGGUUCAAAGAGGAAUACGAGAGCUUCUUUGAAGGCCAGUCAGCCUCUUGGGAUGUGGCUAAAAAGGAUCAAAACAGAGCAAAGAACCGAUACGGAAACAUUAUCGCAUAUGAUCACUCCAGAGUCAUCCUGCAACCGGUGGAGGACGACCCUUCUUCAGAUUACAUUAAUGCCAACUACAUUGAUAUUUGGCUGUACAGGGAUGGCUACCAGAGACCAAGCCACUACAUUGCAACUCAAGGCCCAGUUCAUGAAACUGUAUAUGAUUUUUGGAGGAUGGUGUGGCAAGAGCAGUCAGCCUGUAUUGUGAUGGUCACUAAUUUAGUCGAAGUUGGCCGGGUGAAAUGCUAUAAAUAUUGGCCUGAUGAUACUGAGGUUUAUGGUGACUUCAAAGUUACCUGCAUAGAAAUGGAACCACUUGCUGAAUAUGUAGUUAGGACAUUCACCUUGGAAAGGAGGGGCUAUAACGAAAUUCGUGAAGUCAAACAGUUCCACUUCACUGGCUGGCCUGACCAUGGUGUUCCAUACCACGCCACAGGGCUCCUGUCAUUUAUCCGGAGAGUCAAGCUGUCUAACCCUCCCAGCGCUGGGCCCAUUGUUGUACACUGCAGUGCUGGUGCUGGGCGCACGGGCUGUUACAUUGUUAUCGACAUCAUGCUGGACAUGGCUGAAAGAGAGGGUGUGGUUGACAUCUACAACUGUGUGAAAGCCUUACGAUCUCGCCGCAUUAAUAUGGUCCAGACAGAGGAACAGUACAUUUUUAUUCAUGAUGCCAUUUUAGAAGCCUGCUUAUGUGGAGAAACUGCCAUCCCUGUGUGUGAAUUUAAAGCUGCAUAUUUUGAUAUGAUUCGAAUAGACUCUCAGACUAACUCCUCUCAUCUCAAAGAUGAAUUUCAGACUCUGAAUUCAGUCACCCCUCGACUACAAGCUGAAGACUGCAGCAUAGCAUGCCUGCCAAGGAACCAUGACAAGAACCGUUUCAUGGACAUGCUCCCACCUGACAGAUGUCUGCCUUUUUUAAUUACAGUUGAUGGGGAGAGUAGUAACUACAUCAAUGCUGCUCUUAUGGAUAGCUAUAGGCAACCGGCAGCUUUCAUCGUCACACAAUAUCCACUGCCAAACACUGUGAAAGACUUCUGGAGAUUAGUAUAUGAUUAUGGCUGUACCUCCAUUGUGAUGUUAAAUGAAGUGGAUUUGUCCCAGGGCUGCCCACAGUACUGGCCAGAAGAAGGAAUGCUGCGAUAUGGUCCUAUCCAAGUGGAAUGUAUGUCUUGUUCAAUGGACUGUGAUGUGAUCAACCGAAUUUUUAGGAUAUGCAACCUAACAAGACCACAGGAGGGCUAUCUGAUGGUACAACAGUUCCAGUACCUAGGCUGGGCUUCGCAUCGAGAAGUGCCUGGCUCCAAACGCUCGUUUUUGAAACUGAUACUGCAGGUGGAAAAAUGGCAAGAGGAAUGUGAAGAAGGGGAAGGCAGGACAAUCAUCCACUGCUUGAAUGGCGGUGGGCGCAGUGGCAUGUUCUGUGCAGUAGGCAUUGUUGUGGAGAUGGUGAAGCGGCAAAAUGUGGUGGAUGUUUUCCAUGCAGUAAAGACCCUGAGGAACAGCAAACCAAAUAUGGUGGAAGCCCCGGAGCAGUAUCGUUUUUGCUAUGACGUGGCGUUAGAGUACCUGGAGUCCUCAUAGUUUGCUGAGACUAUUUGCGGAGCAUCCAAGCAGCAAUCCGUGCAUCGGUUGAGCCAGCAGCUGUUGUACCGGUUACGCACCGAGAGAUUUUAAUGUGGGGGGUGGGAGGCUUUUACAUUGGAGAGCCAAGCGUAUUUUUCUUAUAAAGUUGUGUAUCUUAAUAAAAAGGACUUGAUCAGUUUCUGUGACUGUAUGAGAGCAUCCACAUUUCUUGCCACUGAAAUUAUCUUUAAUCAGAUGCAGAUUCCGAUGAGAAGUGAUCCGAGUCUGUCCAGUGACCACACAGCCUUUUCUCUCCUGCUUUCUGUAGAGCAGCUACCACACAUUGCAUGCACUUUGUAAGUGGCAUUUCCCUCUCUUUUUAAAAUAAAAGCUGUAGGACCUUAAGAACAGGGAAGGAAACAAGCUGUGCAAAGUCAUAGUAAAUUUAAUUUUUAUAUGUUCCAAGUGUAUCAGAAUUACAUAUAUAUAUAUAUAUAUACAUACAUAUAUAUACUUAUAUAUAUAUGUAUAUAUAUAUAACUGGCUUAUUUUCUUUUAAUGUUCAAUGAUGGCUGGAUCAUUUAAAGUUCUUUUUAGAAAAUAACAUAAGCCAAAGACUAAAGUGUACAUAUGUCUAUAUGGAAGAAGCACAUUAUAUUUAUUGGUUACUUUUUUGAUGGAUAAAAUACUACCACCACACAAUCAUUUUUGUUGUUGUUGUUGUUUUUGUUGUUUUUGUUGUUUUAGAAGAGUUUUCUUUAGCUAAAAUCAAUAGUAAACAAUUUUUUGUAGAUUAAUUUUUGUAUGUUUAGUGUAAGUAAAGGGUAAACUUUUUAUUCAUAAACCAGGAAACAAUGUUUUCUGUAGUUUUUCCCUUGUAUACAUAUCUGUGAAUUAAAUUUAUGUAAAAUAUCUUGGCAAUUGUCUUUGAAUAGAGGACCAAAUUAAAAUGUUUUGCUGAAAAUGUAGUUUUUCCACAGUUUCAUUAGGUAAAUGAUGGCUUGAUGGUUGCAUAGGAGAAAUCCGCACAGCAGAAGACAUUGCAGGUAGCUUGCCCAAUGUUGAAUAUUACCUUUAAGCAUUGUUUAAACUUUAAAAGAGUUAUUCUCUGCCUAUGGCCUGGCACUGUUCAGGAUCACCCGAUAACAACAUUGCUGCUUGCAGGGUCAAGUUUUAGUAAAGUGUAAACUGCCACGGCAGCACAGUGUUCUUUUUGAUGUCUCCAAGCACAAGCUUUGGGUUUCUACAAUAGACAGUGCAAAUAGAUGUGUGGUCCCAUUCCCGUGCUCCACAUAACUGUACCAUCACACCCUUAUCAGCGUGCGGUUUGUUGUUAACAGAAGCAUUCUGGUGUCCUCUUCCUACAUGGCCGUCUAUGACAUGGUGCUUAUGAAGAUUUCAUGAAAGUAAGAGGGAAAUAAAGUUUUUAUAAUUAUAA